AUGAAGGUUCUCCAAAGAAAAGAACAGAGUUCUCCUGGCCAGGCUCCGGGGAUCUUUCCCAGCCAAUUCGAUAAUCUCGUGCCUGUCACUCUCUCUUUGACAACCACAGACGAAGAGCGCAACGCUUUGCUCGCGUCUAUUGUCUCGAAAUCUGCGAAUCCAUCCAUCAGUGUCCAGGCGAAUGAGUACCGCAACGGUCCAGACCCCACAUCCAAGGCAUCUUUUCGGAAGUCGUUGCUUAAAGGAUUCCGGAAAGGUUGGCAAGAUGUAGCUACCGAAGCUCGAUUUGUCAGACUAGUCGAAGUGCUACAGAGCGAUGGAUGCGCUGUCUUCGCCGGACUGGUUGACGCUGCCUCUUUUCAGCAGCUCAUCGACGAUUUCUCGACCAUCAUGAACAAACCCAAUCUACAACAACGCCAUGAUACACCCUCGCUCAUUGCUAUGAUGGCAUACGCAAUGGGUGGCCCGGUUAGGAUGACCGAUGCCCGCGGCAAAGACACGGAACCAAUUUCGGUGAAUGCGCAAGACAAUAUGCUUCAUAUUGACAACACCCCCUUCCGAGAAGAAUACAAGAUCCUGCUCGGUUGGGAAAGGGGACAAGUGAAAGGUCCCACUGGUCAGAAUUUCACCUUCUUGCCAGGAACGCACAAAGGCAACCGCCCCAUCAGAGUGGACGAGCACUCCCAGCACUGGUCAACCGAGAACGACAGCCUGUUUAUUACUGACGAGAGCAUCGAGAGUGUGUUUGCAUUCCAAGGCGACAUCACUGGACACGACCCCAAAGUCAUUGAAUACCCUGAGCAGCCCAUCACUGUCCUUUUCAGCGCAGGCUCUCUGGUCCAUCACCGCUACCGGAACAGCGGCGGAAACACUCGAAGCUGUGUCAUCGCCGCGUUCCAUCUUGCCUCGGACCACCCGGGAGCGCUGGUACACUCAGAAGUCGCUGGGAGUCCACAGUCCGUGGCAGAAAUCCUGGUUGGUCACCAAGAUGGGACCGAAGUUGAGGCCUUUUGCUCCUUGAUCAGUCUUAAAGCCUCAGCUAUCGAAUCCAAAAUCUCUGAAAUUCUCAACAAGGAUCACCAAUCUAUCUUGGUCGACACGGGUAAUUUGACGCUCUCUGGCGAGAAGUUUGAUCGCUGGAGGGAGACCGUUAUCAAUGCCCCGUCGGCAACAAGACUCAAGUUCGAAGGGAGUAAUUACAUCUCCUUUGCAAACAAUUCCAUCUCGCGCGAUCUCCUGGUGAAGAAGCUCGCUGCUGCGAUGGCGUACGACAAGCAUGGGCUCUUGGAUCUGAUCAUAUACAUGGAUGGCCACGAGGAGAUCCGGAAACCGGCCCGCAAAAGCGUCUGGACCAUGUCGAGGGAGAAGAUUGCACAGAUCCUUGCCGCCUGGAUACCAGCCGUGGAGGGAUAUAAGUUUACCACUGCCGACGUACAGAAGCCAGCGCUUCUGCGGCAUAAGGCUGACAAGGUCGCCCGUCUGCUCCGAGAAAGCUUUCCGACGGUCGACUUUGCCAGUGCAGGAAGCAGCAAGGAGGAACAACAACUGACUUCGGCGCACCAACUUAUUGACGACCUGGGGGAGUCAAUUACGCGAUGCGAGAAGCUGGAGACGUAUAUCACGACUAACCUUUUCCUUUUCCUAAUUAUUGAUCAGAUCAUCCCGCUUCUCGAUUGGACUUUGAGACAAAGGGUCAUUGGAACUUGUGCGGUUUUCCUGAGGGCUUAUAUAGCCUGCGUACUGGUGGUUGAAAACAACCAAGGUAUCUGA
Messenger RNA from Hyaloscypha bicolor E, 1770 nucleotides. RefSeq lists its product as uncharacterized. Bases 1 to 1770 code for a protein of 589 amino acids. The record is from RefSeq and is a predicted model, not a curated record. NCBI's taxonomy places the organism in Eukaryota, Fungi, Ascomycota, Leotiomycetes, Helotiales, Hyaloscyphaceae. The transcript has 3 exons.